Molecule: messenger RNA, 1968 nt
Organism: Daucus carota subsp. sativus
Lineage: Eukaryota; Viridiplantae; Streptophyta; Magnoliopsida; Apiales; Apiaceae
Exons: 11
Coding region: 157-1785 (542 amino acids)
Cellular component (GO): plasma membrane; plastoglobule
Source: RefSeq, a predicted model, not a curated record
ACACGCGUCCUUUGCUAAUUCACUGAUUCCCUGUGUGUAUAAUUACACACACAAUAUCUGGAAUAACACUGUACCAAGGAGUCGUUAAAGUCUAAAGCUCAGGUUAAGAGAGAUUUUAAAGAAUCUCUCUCUCUCUCUCUCUCUCUCAAUUUAUAUAUGGCGGUGGUGAUUUCAGCUUUCAGAGGCGCAUCACAUAUCCGCUUUCCUAUUUUUCACCAUCCUCAGUUUCCUGUCUCAAGAACAUCUGGUAGACUGCGAAAAUUUAAAUGUGGAACUGAAGGGCUUACUCUUUUUGCACGAUAUUCACAGACACAAGAUCUCUUCACUUCUCGCCUUCAAGAUAGUAUAGAGAACUUGCCAAAACUUGUGGAGGACAUCUUUCAGACGUCCAUUAACACAGGUCCACGUGGCGCAAUUAGGCUAGCUCAAGGUAUUCAAGCAGUUGUUGGAGUUGGUAGUGAGUGGCUGACAGAUGUAUCAAAGGCAACUACGUCAACCAGUUCAUCUGCUGGAUUACCUAAUCAGUUGCAGCUAGGACUAUUGUCUCCACUUUAUUUGAGAAAAUUGUUUGAACGUUUGGGUGCUACAUACAUCAAGUUGGGUCAGUUCAUAGCAUCAGCCCCGACAUUGUUUCCGCCAGAAUAUGUAGAGGAGUUCCAGUACUGUUUCGACAGAGCUCCUGCAAUUCCUUUUGAGGAGAUCAAAAAAAUUUUGCGCGAAGAAUUUCGCGGGCCAAUAGAUGGUGUGUUUGAGUAUGUCGAUCCAACACCGAUUGCUUCAGCUUCAAUAGCACAGGUUCACGGUGCAAGACUUCGAGGUACUCGAGAGGAUGUUGUGAUAAAGGUCUUGAAACCGGGAAUAGAAGAUACUUUAGUGGCAGACUUGAACUUUGUGUAUGUUGUUGCUCGCAUUCUUGAAUUCUUGAAUCCUGAGCUAAGCCGUACAUCACUGGUUGCUAUUGUCAAAGAUAUAAAAGACUCGAUGCUUGAAGAAGUAGACUUCACAAAGGAGGCUGCAAAUAUAGAUGCCUUCAGGAGAUAUUUAGAAUCCAUGGGACUCACAAGGCAAGCUACAGCUCCAAAAGUGUAUCAGCAAUGCAGCACCAAAAGAGUGCUGACAAUGGAGAGGCUAUAUGGUGUUCCUCUAACUGACUUAGAUUCUAUAAGGUCUCUCGUCGCAAGUCCCGAAAGCAGUCUUGUAACAGCCUUAAAUGUUUGGUUUGGUAGUUUGCUUGCUUGUGAAUCCUUCCAUGCAGAUGUGCAUGCAGGAAACUUGUGGCUGUUGCGUGAUGGGCGUAUCGGCUUUUUGGACUUUGGUAUAGUGGGGCGCAUAUCACCCAAUACAUGGAAUGCUAUGGAAGUGUUUUUGGCAUCUCUAGCAAGUGAAGAGUACGAGUCAAUGGCAUCUGCGCUGGUAGAAAUGGGCGCCACAAGCAAAGUUGUGGAUUCAAAUGCUUUUGCUAAAGAUUUGGAGAAGAUUUUUUCAUCAAUCAAGGAUUUGGAUACAGAAAUUCUUGUAGCAACAGCUAGGGGACCAAAUUCAAAUGCAACUGCUGUCUCUGCCAAUCUAGUUGUUGAUGAAAGACAGAUGAAUGCACUAUUUCUUGAUGUGAUCCGGGUUAGUGAGUCAUAUGGACUGAAAUUUCCUCGUGAGUUUGCACUUUUGAUGAAACAGCUUCUCUACUUCGAUCGCUACACCCGACUGCUAGCUCCAAACAUGAACAUGCUCCAGGAUGAACGAAUUUCCAUCGUCUCAAAUAGCAGCAGAAACAGAAACAGUUAUUAAUAGGGCUCUGUUAGUGAUUUUUGUUUGUCUGUACGUUCUGUUUUUCUAUUUUUCGUUCACCAAAUAUGUAUAUAGUAAAUAGUAACGAUAGAUUUAUACCAUGGAAACAUUUUUAGCAACACCAAAAAAACAAAAGUAUAUCAUCCAGUUCAUAAUUAUUGUAUACAUCUUAUAUUGUGCCAA